This is a messenger RNA of Onychostoma macrolepis, 5513 nucleotides long. RefSeq names its product NLR family CARD domain-containing protein 3-like. The record is from RefSeq and is a predicted model, not a curated record. Gene Ontology annotation, molecular function: protein binding. NCBI's taxonomy places the organism in Eukaryota, Metazoa, Chordata, Actinopteri, Cypriniformes, Cyprinidae. Bases 1482 to 4505 code for a protein of 1007 amino acids. The transcript has 6 exons.
AUAUAUCCUACUAAAUAAUAUUAUUUAAAAUAUUUGUACUAAUAUUUAAUAUUAUAAUAUUUAAUAUUUAAAUAUCCACAGUAAAUAAUGUGGAUACACACUGCAAAUGAUGUAUGGUAGUUCUUUGUACAAGCUGAUCUUGAGUUACCUUUUAGUUUAAGUUUACCAGGAGUUAUGGGCUUUUUUUAGUUAGUUUUAUUUAUGCAGUCUCAGAAUGCACUGAAUUGAGUUGAUUUGAAAAAAAAACUCAAUGUGCAGUAUGGUAUGAUUUGGUAUCACACAAAACUGCACAUUUUACUUAACAGGUGAGAAAGCUACUGACAAUAGUCUGCAUUUAACUGUGUAUCUGUCUAUUUAACUUUUUCUUUUUAACUGUAUCUUUUACAUUUUGAAAUGAGUCUUUACCUUUUUAACCAAGUUGCUUUAAAGGAGCAAUAUAGAAGGCCUUCCAUCUGCUGUGAGACUAUUUAAUCAAAUGUGACCAUUUUUUUGUUUAUAUAUAUAUAUUAUUUAGAGUAGGAGGUAAGUGCUUCCAAAAUGAGUUCCCAUGAGAAAAGAGAGAAUGAAGACACCUCCAUUGACUCCAGGUAUGACAUCAGCACUUUUGCAGCUUUUUAUGAAGGUGACUUAUAUCUCUGUAGAGCAUGGCUCUCACAAUGCCAAGAUCAUGGGUUUGAUUUAUGUAGGCUUAUUCACACUGCACCAACAGAUGCUGACCAGCACUAUAAGACAUAUUUCUUGGGUUGUGUUGGAUCAGUGUGUUACCCAUGCAGGCAUCUGUUGCCGUGUUCAGCCUGUAUUUGAUGGGUUGCAGAAUUUCUUAGAAGUGACGAACUGUAAUCUGGUGUUUGUUUGCAUUGGCUGAUGUCUGUCAGUGAUGUGUCAAAUUAUCUGAAUCUCUAUCUGUAUUUAGAUGAAACUGAAUGUAUCUAAACUAAAUGAAUAGCCAAUGUUCAAUGUAAUGUUGCUCCCAUCAUAGUUUGCGUUUAGCAAACACACCUUGUAUACAGUUUUUACUGCUUAAUCUCACAAUCUUUACUUGUCACACAAUUUCUGAAAGCUGACACUCAAACACACACCAAAUCUGAAAAACCAUACACUAAUUCUUGGCCUUUGGCUCAGUUUUCAAUUUUAUAAAACACUUUUUGCAAAACACAAUUCUAUAUAUAACACACACAAAUCUAACAGGAAUUAAUAUUAUGGCAAAGGUUUGCAAAUGUUUGCUUUUGAGAUGUGUUUGUUAUAUUUUGAAUACAGUGCUUCAUUUUGCAAGAGAUGUUAGACAUUUUGUCUUUGAAAUUAUUGGAUUUGUGUGUAAAAUAUUGAAAAAAAAGGUAAAGUUCUGAAAAUUUAAGCAGUUGAAAAAAACUGUAAUAUAUAAAAUUGUUUAUUCUUAUUUUCUACAAAAUUUCAAUAAGUAUCUUUUAAUAAUCAAAUACAACAAUGAUAAUUAAAAUAGCUUUUAAUUAUUAUAAUACUGAAUGUUAAAUAAAAGGAGACAAUGCUUGUCUGUUUAUCAAAUAGUACAAAUGUGUAUAUUAAUAUACAAUAAUACAGUCUUUGUGUGUGUGUGUGUGUGUGUGUUUAUAUAUACUAUACAUACUUGUUUGUCUUUUGCCACUAUUAGCAGGAGGAGGAGACUAAGAUCAGCAUCACUAGAACUCGGCGGUGUGUCUAUGAAAAGUACAAGAUCCAUGGUUGGACACCCUGCAUUCAGUGAUGGAAUAGUGACCUCUGCCCCAUGCAAUGUGGAGACAGAUCCCACAACUGCAUCCCACAAUCAGACCCACAUCAGGCAGGAAAGACCUGAAGCAGUCCUGCAGAGAGUCAAAGACCAACACAAAACCAGCAUGAAGAGCAAGUAUGAAUGCUUAUUUGAGGGAAACAAACUACAAGGGAAUGAAACCCUCUUGAACAGGAUCUACACACAGCUCUACAUCAUAGAAGGAGAGAGAGAAGGGGUGAAUGAAGAACAUGAGGUUUUACAGAUGGAGAAAACAACUAAAACACAACAUUCACAACACACUCCAAUCAACUGUAAUGACAUCUUUAAACCAUUACCUGAAUGUGAGGAGAAAGACAAAAUCAAGACUGUUCUUACUAAAGGCAUUGCUGGAAUUGGAAAAAGCGUCUCUGUGCAGAAGUUCAUACUCGACUGGGCCGAGGGAAAAGCCAAUCAGGAUGUAGAUUUCAUGUUUGUGUUUCCAUUUCGAGAGCUGAACUUGAUCCGAGAUCCUCAGUACAGUCUUCACAGACUUCUGCUGGACUUUCAUCCUGAGCUUCAAGAUCUGGACUCAAAGAAUUAUGAGGAGUGUAAAGUUGUGUUCAUCCUAGAUGGUCUGGAUGAAAGCAGAAUUACACUGUUUUCAGAUGAUGAGAAGGUUUGUGAUGUGAAUGAGUCUUCAUCAGUGGGUGUGUUGAUGUCUAACCUCAUGAAAGGAGAUCUGCUUCCCUCUGCUCUCAUCUGGAUCACCUCCAGAGCAGCAGCAGCCAAUCAGAUCCAAUCCAACUUCAUCAACCGUCUGACAGAAAUUCAGGGUUUCAAUGACCCUCAAAAAGAGGAGUAUUUCAGGAAUAGAAUCAGUGACCAGCAUCAAGUCAGCAGAAUCAUCUCACACAUCAAAAGAGUAAGAAGCCUCCACAUCAUGUGCCACAUCCCCGUCUUCUGCUGGAUCUCAUCCACUGUGCUUCAAAACCUUGUGAAAGAAGAUCUCAAUGCAGAAAUCCCUCAAACUCUGACUGAAAUGUACAUCCACUUCCUACUGAUUCAGAUUAAGAGAAAGUAUAAUGAAAGAGAUCCGGAGAAACUCCUGAAGUCCAACAGAGAAGUGAUUGUGAAACUUGCUGAAAUGGCUUUCAAUCAGCUGAUGAAGGGCAAUGUGAUGUUCUAUGAGGAGGACCUGAUUGAGAGCGGCAUAGAUGUCACUGACGCCUCAGUGUUUUCUGGGAUUUGCACUGAGUUCUUUAAAGAAGAAUCUGUGAUUCAUCAGAGGAAAGUCUACUGCUUCAUUCACCUGAGUGUUCAAGAGUUUCUCGCUGCUUUCUAUGUGUUUUACUGCUAUUUAAGUAGCACAAUGAAAGCUCUUAAAGCUUUUGAUCCAAUGCUUAAUUUGCAUAAAGGUGUAGUAGAUAAAGCCUUAGAAAGUAAAAAUGGACACCUGGAUCUGUUCCUGCGGUUCUUGCUGGGCAUCUCACUGGAGUCCAAUCAGAGACUCUUACAGGAUCUACUGACACACACAGAAAACAGCUCAGAGACCAUGAGGAAAACCACACUUUACAUUAAAGAGAAGAUCAAAGAUGGACGUAGACUCUCAACUGAAAGAUCCAUCAAUCUGUUCCUCUGUCUGCUGGAAGUCAAAGAUCAGACUCUGUUCAGAGAGAUUCAGGAGUUUGUGAAAUCAGACAAACACUCAGAGAAGAAACUCUCUCCAUCUCACUGCUCAACAAUCGCCUACAUGCUUCAGAUAUCAGAGGAGGUGCUGGAUGAGCUGGAUCUCAAGAAAUACAACACAUCAGAUGAGGGCAGAAGGAGACUGAUACCAGCUGUGAUCAACUGCAGAAAAGCUCUUGUUGCUGGCUGUUAUCUCACUGCUCAGCAUUGUGAAAUUUUGUCAUCAGCUCUACAAUCCUCAAAUUCUGUCCUGAGGGAGCUGGACCUAAGUAACAACGACCUACAGGAUUCAGGAAUGAAGCUGCUCUCUAAUGGGCUGAAGAGUUCAAACUGUCAGCUGGAGAUAUUGAGGUUGUCAGGCUGUAUGGUGACUGAAGAAGGCUGUCGUUAUCUGUCUUCAGCUCUCAGUUCAAACCCCUCACACCUGAGAGAGCUGGAUCUGAGCUACAAUCACCCAGGAGAAACCGGAGUCAAGCUGCUUUCUGACAAACUGAAUGAUCCAAACUGCUCGCUGGAGAUACUCAAUUUGGACCAUGGAGAGCCUUUCAGGAUCCAACCAGGACCACAAAAAUAUUUCUGUGAUCUCACACUGGAUCCAAACACAGCGAGUACUCAACUCAUUCUGUCUGAGAACGGAGAGGUGAAAUAUGUGGAAGAGCACCAGCAGUAUCCUGAUCAUCCAGAGAGAUUUAAAGAUAUUCCUCAGGUUCUGUGUCGAGAGAGUCUGACUGGACGGCAUUACUGGGAGGUUGAGCGGACUGGCUGGGCUCGUGUAGCAGUGGCCUAUAAAACAAUCAGCAGGAAAGAAGGGAUGAUCUGUAAGUUUGGAUACAAUAACAAGUCCUGGUGUCUUUUCUGCACUGUUGAUGGAUUUGUUGUCUGGCACAAAAAUCUGGGCAACAACAUUCCUGUCCCUUCACCUUCCUCUAAAAGAGUAGGAGUGUAUCUGGACUGGCCGGCCGGCACUCUGUCCUUCUACAGCGUCUCUGACACACACACACUCACACACUUACACACAUUAAACACCACGUUCACUGAACCCCUCUAUGCUGGGUUUAAGGUUUUUGAUUCCUCACUGUCACUGUGUAAGAUUGCACAACAGACAAACAACUGACUUCUGCAUCUAUCCGAGUCAUGGUCCUAUGUCUAUAUAUGAAAAGAUUUGAUGUAUGAAAUAUAUAAUGUAUGAAUUUAACUGCAAAAUAGUAAUUGCAUGUUGUACAUUCAAAUGUUGUUAAACAUAAAUAUGUAAUAUUACUAUGUAUAUUCAAUCUCUCUUUAUAUUAGAUGUCUUUAACUAUUAAAGUCGGUACUCAUGUCAAAAAAGUAUUUAUUGUCUUUAUGUUGUAUUGCAAAACACUGUUACUGCUAUUGAUGUGGAAUAUGAGUAAGGUUAAGGACAGGUUAAGGGUGAGUUAAGGGAUACACUGUAAAAAAUGAUUGUGAUUUUAACAAUAAAAAACUGUAAAAUACCACAGUAAUAACCUGUUAAAUGAUUAAGAGUAAGUUUCCUUACUAUAUACAGUGAAUAACUGUAAUAGAUCUAACCUUUAUUUUCGAGAAAGUAGCCUCAGAGUCGACACUCAUAGACUGUGUCUGAAACCACUCCCUACACACAGCUAAUUAAAAGCAACCAAGCAAAAACCAAUGUUAAAGAGUCACGAUUCAAGAUCCCAACUAAAGCAACCACUGAUCGCCAAUAUGGUGACUUCAAAUGAAAGUACAACAACUAAAAUCUCAAUAAGAGCUUUUGUACACAUAUGACAUAAAUAAAGUAAAAGUGGUUAGUAAUAAACUGGUGAUGCUGUUUGUGGAGUUGUUUAAUCACCCUCUGCUGAAAUCUUGAGAGAUUUCAUGUGUUUUAUUUCAGUUGAUUUCAUCUUGGCUUUAGCUGUAAGUUUUGUUUCUCUGCUCUUGUUUCUCGUUCCUUCAAUGAUUCUACUUGUUAACAGCAGGUGUUCAUCAAUAAAGCUCAAUCCUAAUUUAAUUAGUCACUUAAUUCUCUCAUUAAUUCAUCACUGCUUCAGUGUUACUUCAACACUCUGUAGUGUGGACACAUAGAAGUGCUCUUUAAAACUGAGGAUUUUGCUGUGGGAUUAAAGGGGUUAAAUUUGUGAGAUGA